This is a messenger RNA of Wallemia ichthyophaga EXF-994, 561 nucleotides long. Its product is annotated as putative prefoldin subunit 3. Lineage: Eukaryota; Fungi; Basidiomycota; Wallemiomycetes; Wallemiales; Wallemiaceae. The coding region runs from base 1 to 561 and encodes 186 amino acids. The record is from RefSeq and is a predicted model, not a curated record. Gene Ontology annotation, biological process: protein folding; tubulin complex assembly; microtubule-based process. The transcript has 3 exons. Gene Ontology annotation, molecular function: tubulin binding. Gene Ontology annotation, cellular component: cytoplasm; prefoldin complex.
AUGAGCGAAUCAGUCUCAACGAAUCCGCGGAACAUUCCGGCAGCGCCGUUUGUGGCCGACGUAGUGGAAUAUAUCGGUGGAGAGGGCGCAGAGGUGGACAGCGCGUUGAAGCAGUUCCAGGAGAUGGCAUCCAAGUACAGAUACAUGGAAAUAUCACUUCUACAAAAGAAGAAAUCCCUCGAUGUCAAGAUACCGGACAUCUCCAAGACGCUGUCCAUGGUUAGGCAUUUGCACGGCGCGAAUGAGGACGGCACAAAGACAAAAACGCUGUUUGAGCUGCACGACACGCUUUACGCGGAGGCUGAGCUGGACAAGAGCGACGUGGUGUACCUGUGGUUGGGUGCAAAUACAAUGCUCAGCUAUACAAUACCAGAGGCUAUAGCGCUCCUCGAGAAGAAGGAGAAGCUGGCUGGUGUUUCGUACGAGCAGUGCAAUGAAGAUUUGGAAUUCAUCAGGGAACAAACAACUAUCACCGACGUCAAUACAGCCAGGAUCUGGAACUUUGAUGUCAAGAGGAGGAGAGAGAAGAGGGAGGUCGAGCAGCAGCAGGAGAAGGAGUAA